AUGUAUUUGUUCAUACUCUUCUUAUUCUCAUUUCAAAUUUGUAUACUUUCUCUUAAAGACUGGGAUUUCAUCACAAGAGAAGUAUUUAAUAAGUAUAUGAACUUGAGAAAGUAUGAUGAUCCAUCAACAGUGUUAGUAACAGGUUUCACAACAUCAGGAAAAAAUCAAGACGACGUCUUUAUUUCUGUAGAAAAACGAUAUAAACAUGCCAGAACAAUGCGAGUAUUAUUACAACCAUGGUAUAUUUAUGGAUUAAAACAUAUCAAUCCUAAUCUUGUGGAAUUUCGUGUGGCUAGUUAUAAAGCAGAAUUUAUUAUGAAGUACACGAUUACAAAUCCAAAAAAAGAUAAAUAUUGGUUCAUUCUUGCUGAACAACGAUAUGAAGAUCAACAACUUUUGAAAGAUUAUAAAAAUAACUAUUUGGAUAUUUUGAGACCAAAAGUUGAAAGUAUGGAUCCAUGGAAUACAGAAAUGCGAAAGAAUUUGGGCUAUUUAUUGAAUCAAUUAUUACAAAUAGACAAUCUUACAGAUAUUAUAACAAAUCGUUACAGAAUAAAUGGAAUUGGCGGAACAAUAAAACCAACACUCUCUGAACUGGCUGAACAUCUCAGAUUAGUUACGGGUGAUUUGAGAAAAAGUUCAGUCUACAAUUUUAUAAUUGGUAGAGAAAAUAUUCAAUUUAGUAUGAAGGUGAAGAAAUAUGAUGGAACAUCAUAUGUUUAUCAUUAUCGUUUGGUAAAAGUUGUAGGAGAAGGUUGGCUUUUUGAUGAAGAAUUCAAUGAUGGAGAACAUUUGACUGACAAAAUUGUGACGAAUAAAAAUCUAGAUGUUUUGCGAUGGGGUGAUAAUAUCAGAAAUUGA
Molecule: messenger RNA, 861 nt
Organism: Caenorhabditis angaria
Lineage: Eukaryota; Metazoa; Nematoda; Chromadorea; Rhabditida; Rhabditidae
Source: the annotation of a GenBank genome assembly